Molecule: messenger RNA, 2579 nt
Organism: Culex pipiens pallens (northern house mosquito)
Lineage: Eukaryota; Metazoa; Arthropoda; Insecta; Diptera; Culicidae
Gene: Pgant3
Product: polypeptide N-acetylgalactosaminyltransferase 3
Exons: 3
Coding region: 342-2330 (662 amino acids)
Cellular component (GO): Golgi apparatus
Source: RefSeq, a predicted model, not a curated record
AGUUCGCAAGUGACAGCUCGUGGGUAGCUUAGUUCAGAAUGUCAACAAUAAUUUUCACGCGAUAGAGGACAAAAAAGCAAUCACCGCUGCAUUCUGAAACUAAAGUAAUUCUUCCGCCGCACGAUGUAUUCGUAGAACCGCGUGAAAAUCGUACAAAACCGCGUAGAAUUUUAGCGUUGCCGCAAACGGUUGAACCAGUUCCAGUUUGAAUUGGGGCCAAUUUCGGGGGCCAAAUUUCAGUGCCAAGGAGCAGCAGGUGAAAGUCAAUAAAAGCGGAGCAAUUAAAUGCUUAUUUUAUAUCAGAUUUCCCCUAGAGUUUAAGCGAGUGUGUAAUUUCGAACAUGUUUCGACUGCGGGUCAAAAUUUUCUACAUCUACAUCCUGAUUUCGUUCGCCCUGUCGGUGUAUCUGUUUUACCUAAUCUCCAAGUACUCGGUGGAGAAGUUUAUCAACUACCAGCGCAAUGUUAGGAGCAGUAAGUUUCAGGAUCGUCCCCGGAUACCGCAGAUCGUCGGACACUACGUGGGCGUGGGUUCGGUUGGGAACAUUUCCAAGAACUUCCUGAACACCAACAACUUUGCACCGGUUCCGGGCGUGGGCGAGAAUGGCGAUCCGGUGGUGGUGCAAGCAAAGGACCUGCUGCAGAUGCAGCAGCUAUUCCAGAUCAACCGAUACAAUCUACUGGCAAGCGAUCGGAUCGCAUUGAAUCGAACGCUUCCGGAUGUUCGCAAGCCAAAGUGCGUGAGCAAAGAAUACCCUACCAAGCUGCCAACGACGUCAAUUAUAAUCGUCUUCCACAACGAAGCAUGGUCCGUGCUGCUGCGGACCGUGUGGAGUGUCAUCAUCCGAUCCCCGAAACAUCUAAUCAAAGAGAUUCUGCUAGUUGAUGACGCCAGCGAUCGGAGGUUCUUGAAAAACGAUCUGGAGAACUACGUCCAGAAGCUGCCCCUCGUAGUCAGCAUUCUAAGACUGAACAAACGGGAAGGUCUCGUCGCGGCACGUCUCAUGGGAGCCCGAGUGGCCACCGGAGACACGCUGACCUUCCUGGACGCCCACUGUGAGUGCUCCCCGGGCUGGUUGGAGCCCCUCCUAGCACGAAUCAAGGAAAAUCCCAAAAAGGUAGUCUGUCCCGUGAUCGACAUCAUCUCCGACGACAACUUCUCGUACAUCAAGAGCUUCGAGUUCCACUGGGGAGCGUUCAACUGGCAGAUGCACUUCCGGUGGUACACGCUGAGCGAUGAAGAGCUGGCGGAACGUCGCAAGGACACGACGCUGCCGUUUCAUACGCCUGCGAUGGCCGGAGGGUUGUUCACGAUCGACCGGAAGUACUUCUUCGACGUGGGAAGCUACGAUGAUAGGCUGAAGAUCUGGGGCGGGGACAACUUGGAGAUGUCGUUCCGGAUUUGGCAGUGCGGCGGAGAGAUCGAGAUCGCUCCGUGUUCGCACGUUGGUCAUCUGUUCAGGAAGAGCUCGCCGUACACGUUCCCGGGCGGGGUCAGUGGGAUUCUCAAUGAAAAUCUUGCGCGAGUAGCUCUAGUGUGGAUGGAUGACUGGUCGAAAUUCUUCUUCAAGUUCAACAAGGGCACGGAAGAGUUCAAAAGUUUGAACGUCUCAUCCCGCGUCGCCCUCAAGAAGCAGCUCAACUGCAAGUCCUUCGACUGGUACCUGCGCAAGGUGUGGCCUCAGAACUUCUUCCCCGCCGCCAACAAAUUCUUCGGCCGCAUCCAACCGAUCGACCUCAGCACCUUCGACCACCAGGAGUACAUCACCCUCAUGAAGAAGAUCAACCUGAUCGUCAAGAAUCUCAACCCGGAGCUCAAGUGGAAGUUCCUCAUCAAGUACCUCACCGAAAACGUUAAGAAGAUCGGCGACUCCAUGAAGGCCGCCAAGCACAGCUCGUACUGCCUCCAAAAGCCCAAAACCAACUCCCUCAUCACGCAACCCUUCGGCCAGUCCUUCCUCCGGAAGUGCUCCCUCCUGAUCAACCAACUCGACGAGCAGUUCGUAAUCGACGACUACGGUCGCAUCAUGACCGACGAGGGCGUCUGCCUCGACUCGUACCGCAAGACGACCGUCGAAGGUGAGGCGCUGAUCGAGGGUGCCAAGAAAACCAAAAUGGUCACCUGCGGCAGCAACAAGCGGGCUCAGCGCUGGGUCUACGAGACGGACACGUACCACCUGAAGAACCUCAACACCGAGGACUGCCUCGAGCGGGGCAUGGUCCCGGUGCGGGGCGACGACUCCGAGGACAAGUUCGAGGUGUUUCUGCAGCCGUGCGACGUGCGGAACGAGCUGCAAAAGUGGAUGCUCUUUCCGGUGGCGUGGAAGUGAGCUGGGACCGGGUUUUUUUUUUUCUUUUGCUAACCUCCUCCCUUUAAGCACUAGUUAACGCAUCGCAGAGAGCACCCCGAGUUCGUUCGAAAAUCGAAGCAUUUCAUUACGAUGGAUCUGAGUUACGCAUUACGUAAGAUAUUAUGCCAUUCCGACGGUUAUUACUAAACAGACUUGAUAUUUUCUUAACAGUAAGAAGACUUAAUCACCACAAGAACAAAUGUGCACAAAAUGUUAACUGAAACUCUU